Messenger RNA from Micropterus dolomieu (smallmouth bass), 2296 nucleotides. It is a transcript of the gene vta1, whose product is annotated as vesicle (multivesicular body) trafficking 1. Bases 104 to 1060 code for a protein of 318 amino acids. The record is from RefSeq and is a predicted model, not a curated record. The transcript is spliced from 8 exons. Gene Ontology annotation, biological process: late endosome to vacuole transport via multivesicular body sorting pathway. NCBI's taxonomy places the organism in Eukaryota, Metazoa, Chordata, Actinopteri, Centrarchiformes, Centrarchidae. Gene Ontology annotation, cellular component: multivesicular body.
CUAAACACGCGGAAGUUGAGGGGGAAACACUUGCUAACAACAACAACGAGCUGUCUCGCAGUUUUUGAUGUGUUUUUGUCUCCUGGAGGGUUUUUAAACAGACAUGGCUUUACCGGCUCAGCUGAAGGGCAUCCAGCACUACCUGCGGACCGCACAGGAGCACGAGAAACGGGACCCGGUCGUGGCUUAUUACUGUCGACUCUAUGCUAUGCAGACAGGCAUGAAGCUGGACAGUAAAACACCAGAGUGCCGAAAGUUCCUGGUCAAACUCAUGGACCAGCUGGAGACGAUGAAGAAGGAGCUGAGUGACAACGACUCCAUCACUCAGGAGGUGGUCGGUAACGCCCACAUCGAAAACUACGCCUUAAAGCUCUUCCUCUACGCCGACAACGAGGACCGAUCAGGCCGAUUCCACAAGAACAUGAUCAAAUCUUUCUACUCUGCCAGUUUGCUGCUGGAUGUCGUGUCUGUGUUCGGGGAGUUGUCGGAGGAGAACGUCCAGCACAGGAAGUACGCCCGCUGGAAGGCCACCUACAUCCACAACUGUUUGAAGAAUGGCGAGACACCUCAGGCCGGGCCCAUCGGCAUGGACCAGGACGAGGAAGCAGAUGAGUUUGGAGCUGAAGGUUUCUCAGGCCAGGGUCUCUCCCACGGGGGUUCCUUCAGGGACCACCAGGACAACCAGGACCAGAGUUUGGGGCCGGGUCCUGCCCCGGGUAUUGGCUUUAGUCCAGGUCCGGGGCCGUCGGCCCCCACCACCAACUUCAACAACAUCCACAUCCCACCAGGGGCCCACGCACCGGCCAACACUCCGGCCGAGCUGCCUCCACCCACAGCAGAAGCUGUUAAACCAGUGCCCCUCCCCCGAUCAGUGCCCACUGUUGACCCCACACUGCUCAACGCCCAGCAGCAGGGCGGCGUUCAUCUCUCCCCAGACGACUUCACCAAGGCCCAGAAGUACUGCAAGUACGCCGGCAGCGCCCUGCAGUACGAGGACGUCGGCACGGCCAUCCAGAACCUCCAGAAAGCCCUGCAGCUCCUCACCACCGGCAAAGAAUGAAACCUUUGUCCUCCUCCGAUCCAAUCCCUCCUUCCACGCCCCCCUCCCCUUUUUCUCCCCAGCAGCGCCGCUCUCUCUAUCUGCACUGAGGACGCGCACACACACACACACACACACACACACACACACACACACACACACACACACACACACACACACACACACACACACACUGAGGCCGUUCAGCUCGCCGUCAGAGGACAUGAUGGAAAUCAGUCUGCAACAAUGGCUGCCAGUGUCCGACCCUGCGUCGCUCUGACUGACUGACUGACAGACUGACGGCUAUUAGAGCCCAAACAGCAGGGCAGAGCUUCUUUAUUGACCCGUUAUUGGCUUAUUCCAGAUUCAUCAGGAUCCUCACAUACAGACAUUGUUGUGAUGCAGCCAAAUAGAAGUAGUUUAAUAGAGCGCACUCAUUUCAUACACAGUGGCCGUUCAGUGUGGUUUACAAUGUACACUAAAUAAGUCAUAAGACAGGAUCAAAACAAAACAUUAAAGUUAAAUCCAGAAAUAGUUUGCGAUCAGAUUCUGUUUCUGAGCUCAGAUCCUGCGCUUCUUCUCCCGUCGUCUGCUAACGUCCGGCUCCUCGUUUAGUGUUGAUAAACUGACUCUAAUGGUGUGAAUCAUCAGAUUCUUCUUUCUGAACCUGGCUCUGCCUUCAUCGCCGUCUUCUCAUCGGACUCUACAAGAAGAAGCAUGUUUCAAAAACUACAGCCGCUCCCAGCAGACUGACGAACAUGACGCGUGACUUAGCUAGAGCAGGAAAUCACAGCUGACCACCGACUGACGUUUGCUACGGACUAAACUCUGACUGACUGAGCCGGCUGACUCGUGGAGCAGUUCCUCUCGCAUGCAGGUGAUGAAUCUGACUGCUGAGCAGCUUUCCAGAAGCCGGUUUCUUCAGAUUCUUCUCUUCCUCUGCAGCUGAGUUAGUUGACAGCGGCCACAUCUUCCUCCAUUAUAGUCUUAACGGAAGAACUGACCCUCAAACCUUUUUCUUUCUUUUCUUUACCUGUAAAAUGCAGUUCAGAAUGUGUUUGACUACAUUUGGGUUACACUUUGAUUUAGUGUUGACAUAUCUCUGUCUCUGAGGCCGUGAUUUAGUUUCUGCUUGUUAUUUAACAAUUAAUUUAAGUUUCUCAGAACUUAUUGUAGUGGGACGGGACUUUAAGGGUGUUCUCUCAUAUCUCAUCAUCAGAGUGGUUCAAGUUCAUUUGAAUAAAAUAUUUGAAAUGA